Messenger RNA from Hyla sarda, 2974 nucleotides. RefSeq names its product telomere repeat binding bouquet formation protein 1 (gene TERB1). Bases 16 to 2802 code for a protein of 928 amino acids. Lineage: Eukaryota; Metazoa; Chordata; Amphibia; Anura; Hylidae. The transcript is spliced from 22 exons. Gene Ontology annotation, biological process: meiotic attachment of telomere to nuclear envelope; homologous chromosome pairing at meiosis. The record is from RefSeq and is a predicted model, not a curated record.
AGGGGAGGAAUAUUGAUGAGCUGGGCGGUGCUGUGGCAGGCGGCACUGAUGUCAAAAUGCCAGUUAGCCCGGCCGGUGCCAGUUAGCACCUCAUUUGAAUAUACAAAAAAUAGAAGGUUAAGGCCGAACGGCGCGGUGGAUCCGGGCACAAACAUGGAUAUUACAGAAAUGUCCCAGCGUGGAAGGAAAGUAACUUCAUACGCUGAAAUGAAGACUGAUCUCAACCUCUUACUAGAAUGUCUGAAGUUUCAGAUGGACAAUCCUGACUCUCAAAAGGAGACCUUGGUGGCUGUUCGUGCUAUUUGCCAAGACAACAGUGAUGCUUGUGACUACUUCAGAGAAAUUGGAGGCCUACUAUUUCUCAAUAACCUAGCAAAAUCCAGCACCCACUGCAUAUUAAAACAAGCCUCCUUAUAUACACUGGCAGUUCUGGCAGAGAACAACGUGUAUUGCCAGCAAACCUUAUGUACAUCGGCACUCUUUGAAGAUGUCUACACAGUCUUGGUGGACGAGCAGUCGUCUAUAAACCUAAAGUGGAUGUGUGUUUUCGUAUUCCUUGUCUUAGUUUCUAAUAACAAGACUGGUCAGAGUCUUGCUAGAGAGUCUGGAUGUAUUGAUGUACUUCUUCUUAUAUUUAGCAAAAUGUUGACAUGCAACAUGAUUUUGGCCAGUGGAAACACAAAUCCCCAAUAUCAGCUUUGGUUGUCUGUCUGCAGUGCGCUAUGUACCUGUGUCAAUAAUCCACAAAAUGAAGAGAACCAGAAACUUUGCAGCUCAGUGUUUCCACAGGCAAUUGAAUGGCUUGAGGGGUCUUUCCAGCAUGAGAUAGCUCGUCCUAUGUUUUCUAUGAUUGGCCUCACUGUCGCCAAUUGUAGAUAUACCCAGGACUACUUUGCAUCUAUUGGAGGGCUGGAUAUAUUGGCUGAUAUCCUUUCCCACCUUGUGAAUGGUUCUCAAGUAAAAAGCUUUGAUUUUAGACUUGCUAUAGCAGCUACAAAAACUUUGGAUGCUUGUAUUGCAGAAAACUCUAAAUCUAUACAUCACCUGUCAAAGCACAGCAUUAUAUCUAGUCUCAUGAGCCUUUUGUCCUGUGGAACUUUGGAAGCAGAAGACAAGUUUAGCAUUGUACUUGCUGUUGGCCACCUCACUGAAGACUGUGAGGCAAACCAGUAUGAGCUACUGAAAAGCAAAGGACUUCCUCUUAUGAUUCAGGUGCUGGCUGAGACACAAGAUGACGAGUUACACAAAGCAGCAACAUUCGUCCUUCAGAACUGCAGAUGUAUAACUGAAAUGUUGUCUCUCAAUGAAAAUGAACAUCUUUCAAGCAUAAAUCUCUGCUCUGUGUCAAGUCACAAAAACCAAAAGGACAGAUAUUUGGAUGAAUACAGGGGACAGGCUAAAGAAAUAUUUCACAAAAUACAAUACCUGCAGCAGCAGUAUGAUGAGAAUAUAGACAAUAUUGAGGUACCUGAUAGAAGGGAGAAUGAUGCUCCUAAGUUUGGGAAAGCAGUUGUUGCAUCCAUGCUACCCUUGGUUCCUAGUUGUUUAAACCACUCAAAGUACAGAAAUGACAAAUCCAUGGCAGCUGUUUUCCAUGAAGAGUUAAAGCAUCAAGAUCACUUUACUUCUCAGAAAUUAUUUGGGUGUUUAGCUAAGGACCAGAGACCAUCCAGAGACAGAAUAUCGCUGGAAAAAGUGAGACAGCAGAUAUUUUUAGACAUGACUAAACUACAGAAAUCCGCUGCAUCAACAUCAGGUCGUCUUAGUAAAACAUGCAAUGACAGCUAUAUAGCUCAAGAGACUUGUGCAGAUUUACUAAGCAGAGAUCAGACCGGAAGGCCAGAAUCUUCCAGAAAUAACAUUACUUCCAGGGAUGCAGUCAGUCAAACAUUACCAAAUCAUGUGAUGGAGAAGUUACAUGAUCUCCCCUCGCCACACACAGAGCUGUCAGAAGAAGAUGAGCAGACUAGUCCUAAAGCCAGUUCUGUCAGAAUUUUAAGGUUAAAUACAUCUAAACAUUCAUCUUUAGUCAGACAUGACAAGCUUCUAGAUCCCAUGAUGAUAUGUGCUGAUGUAAUUGAUAGGGAGAUAAGCAGCAUUCUAGAUACUCAUCAACACCCAUUAAAUGAGAUGCCGUGUUCAGGCUGUCUAGUGACAGGGCAUAUUAUGAAUAGUAGGAAUUGCAACAAGAUCUUGAUAGGAUGUCCAAGCUUGUGUGUUCGUCACAGAGUUAUCCUACAGACAGAAGAACGUUAUAGAACAGAAUGUAGAAACUUACUGCAUGGUACCGGACAUGCCGCAGCACAGAAAAGUUCAAGUUCACAGACUGGGAAGGGGCGUUACCCAGCAGGUGUGACAUCAUCUGAAGCCACAGAUAUGCAGUUGACACCACUAAAAAGAGGAGGAGAGAACUUUCCGAAUAAAACAAGAUCCAACUGCAUCCUGCUGACCCCUAUAAGGAAGGCAAAUCCAAGAAGCAGCAAGUGUGUAAAAACAUGUUCUCUGCAAGUAGAAUCAAGUUUAGAAACAGAAUCUGAUAGAGACUCAUCUCCUAAAAGACAAGCGGUAACUCCCAACCAGCCUCAUGCUGUGGAGGUUCAGCCUCCAGGAAAUCCUGACCAAAAGCAACCUCAGAAAGGAAGACGUAAAGAUUUUACCCAAAGAGAAAUUGCUAAUCUUCUGGACGGAGUGGAAAAGUUUGGCUACCACUGGAAUGCUAUUUUGUGGUCAUAUCCUUUUCAGCAGGGCCGAAAAAAUGUCGACUUGGCGAAAAAAUACAAACUGUUAAAGGAGAAGCAGUGACUCAUGCUGUGUAUUGUACAUAUAUCAUACAUUACAAGAGAUUAGAUAUAGCAGCUAGUCAAGAUCCUCAGAAUGGCGCAAUUAUUUGUUUUUCUUCUACAUAAAAGAUGUCUGCAAUAUGUUUCCUCCACAUGACCUUUAAUUUCUCUAGAUUUCAAUAAAAUAAUUCAUA